AUGGUGUCCGCAGCCGCAGCCUGGGCCCUUGGCACGCCCGCGGCGCGCUCGGCCCCGCAGCGGGCACGGACAGGGUGGCGGGCUGGCGCGCCCAACCUCGAGCUGGCGCGCUCGGCCCCCCAGCGGGCUGGCGCGCUCGGCCCCCCAACGGGCACGGACAGGGUGGCGGGCACGCCUUCGAGCGCGGCGAGGGGGCGCCGCCGAGGGGGCGCCCGAUGGCCACCGGCACGGACCCUUGGCACGUCGCAGGCGACCCCUGGUUCACCGCGGCGCGGGUGCCCCAGGCGCCCCAGCCAGCUGCACCGGCGGACGCCGGCCAGGAGAGCAGCGGGGCGGCUGGGGGGCCUGGCCCGCCCGCGCGGCAGCCGCGCGGCCGCGGGCCUCAGCGGCACCUACGUGGACGACUGGGGCAGGGAGCAGGCCCGCCCGCCGACGGCGGCGGCCCGCGGCGACGGCAGUGGGGUGGAGCGCAGGGGCCGCAGCCCGCACGUGAUCCCGUAUGUCGUGAAAUCCUUCUCCGAAACGGGCUACGAGCCAGAAGCUGGGACGUUCGAUGGGCUCAACAUCCACAUCUUCGGGAUGCACGGCACGUGCAGGGACGGCCAGAUCACGUGGCCCAAGAACGGCAAGCGGUGGACGAGGCGGGACCCCGGCAGGGCGGGCGACGGUUGGCAGGCAUCAUCCUCGGGCGCAGGUGCGCAGCCUGCCGUGGCUCGCGACUGGGACCCGGAGGAGGACAGGCGGAGGCUCGAAGAAGAGCACAAAAGCACUAGCACAAGUUGUCGGAGGUCCGUGCGGACCUCCGACAAUCUAUGCGUAUGGCAUUGUCUCUUCUUCUCAAGGCUCAACGAGAAGAAGAUGAGGGCUUUCACGUCGUGCCAGGAGGAGAACAGAGAAAAGGGCGAGCUGCCUGGCCCCAGCAUGCAGGAUGAGGAGGCGCAGCUCUUCUCACGGGAGGCCAUGGGCUUUGGAGCGGGGAUCGAUUUCGAUUUGUAUGACCAGGUCCCUGCUGACAUCACUGGGCCGGCUUCCGAGAAUAUACCACAAUUGGCGUCAUUUGACCAGCUCUACCAGAUAGCUGGUGAUCUCAUACCGCAAGCGCUGAUGGAUAACAUCAGGCGGUGCCAAUUCACCCGGCCGACCCCCGUGCAGAAGUUCGCAAUGCCCGCUGGGGGUCCCUGCACUCCGGAUACGCUGAUUCUGUCACCAACCCGCGAGCUCUGCCUUCAGAUCUUCGGCCAGGCUCUCAAGUUCUGCCACGGCACGAGCUUCCGGUGCACCCGAGUGUACGGCAAAGAGCACGGCAAGGUGCAGGUGCAGGACCUCGCCAGGGGGGCCGACCUUUUGGUGGCGACUCCCGGUCGCUUAUGGGACUGGGUCGAUUGCGGCGUGAUCAGCGUUAAGGAGGUGAAUUCUUUGGUGCUCGACGAGGCCGAUCGGAUGCUUGAGAUGCAGAUGGAGUCCAAUAUCCGAGAGGUGGUAGAGAAGUAUGGCAUGCCAUCGAAGGAACACAGGCAGACUAUGAUGUUCUCUGCCACGUUCCCAGAGCGUUGCCAGAAAUUGGCGGCCGACUACAUGUAUGAGUACAUUUGGGUUGGGGUGGGCGUCAUAGGAGGCGCCUCGAACACGGUGACCCAGCAUGUAGAGCGAGUCGCCCCCGAGGACAAGUUCGAGCGCCUGACGGACUACCUCUACCACUUCCUGGAGAACCGGAGGAACCACGAGCGGCUCAUUGUGUUCACGAACUCCAAAGAACAGGCGAAGGGCCUCGACGAGCAGUUGUUCAAUUCGAACUUUGACACGGGCGCACUACAUGGGGACCUCGAGCAGAAAGAGCGCGAGGACAACCUGGCCAAGUUCCGAAGCGGCGACAUUGAUGUGUUGAUCGCCACGGACCUCGCGUCCCGCGGCCUCGACAUCCAUGGUGUCAGUCAUGUGGUCAACUUUGAUUUGCCCCAUGGAGACAGCGCAAAGGACAAGUACGUGCAGCGCAUUGGCCGCACCGGCCGUAUUGGGCACCACGGCAACAUCAUGGCGGCUGGCGGAUCGGAGAGCAACGUGCCCGAUUGGUUGGCCCAGAAAGCGACAGAGCUCGAGGCGGAGCACAAGGCGUGGAGCGUCAGGAAGGGGCUCUUCUCGGCGCUGCCGUUGGGCUGGGGGGAGGCCGAGCUCGAGCGGCAUGGCCUCGGGGAGUGGAGCGGCACGAACGGUAGUGGGCCGCGCAACGAGGGCGCCAAUUUUGCCUUCGAGAGCCUCGAGCGCAGCUACCAGGCAGGGCAGACCCUGCAGCCCCCCCCGUUCGCGGCGCCCUCCGGUUCGGCCAGCAGCUGGGGGCGAGGCGACCCCGCGUGGAGCGGCACGGCGGGCGCCGCGGCGUCGUCCUCGAGGUGA
This is a messenger RNA of Prorocentrum cordatum, 2391 nucleotides long. Lineage: Eukaryota; Dinophyceae; Prorocentrales; Prorocentraceae. The record is from the annotation of a GenBank genome assembly.